This is a messenger RNA of Spirodela intermedia, 673 nucleotides long. The record is from the annotation of a GenBank genome assembly. NCBI's taxonomy places the organism in Eukaryota, Viridiplantae, Streptophyta, Magnoliopsida, Alismatales, Araceae.
AUGGCGAAGGGAGUUGGAGCAGUCGCCGCUUCCUGUGGGGGUGGCAACAGCAAAACGACGACGGCGGGCAGCGGUAGCAAGUGCGGCAGGUGGAAUCCGACAGCGGAGCAGGUGAAGGUGUUAACGGAGCUGUUCCGGGCGGGACUGAGAACGCCGAGCACGGAGCAGAUCCAAAGGAUCUCCUCUCACCUUAGCACCUUCGGUAAGAUCGAGAGCAAAAACGUGUUCUACUGGUUCCAGAACCACAAGGCCCGCGAGCGACUGCACCACAAGAAACGCCGCCGCGAACCUCCGCAUCUCCCUCUCGGCCACCACCACUAUUUUCCCGACUGCGCCGAGAUCUUCCCCACUCUGCCUCCUGAUCAAAGCUUCCGGAGAGAUGCUGUCUAUAGCCGUAUCAGUAUCGGUAUCUCUCUCUCUCUCUCUCUCUCUCUCUCUCUCUCUCUCUGUGUGAUCGUGAGUGGAUCGUGAAGUGGUAUCUGUUUUCAUCCGUGAAGCUUUUUCUGAGGGCGGGAACAUGGACGAUAGGGAGAGGGAGACGCUGGAGCUGUUCCCGCUGAGCUCGCACGAGGCGCCCCCCAGGGUAGUGAGGGCCGACCAUAGAGAUGAGCUUCUCCUGUUCUCGACAGGGAGAGACUGUCCCCCGUUGGAUCUCCGGCUGAGCACGCUAUGA